Strongyloides ratti is the source of this 612-nucleotide messenger RNA. RefSeq lists its product as hypothetical. NCBI's taxonomy places the organism in Eukaryota, Metazoa, Nematoda, Chromadorea, Rhabditida, Strongyloididae. The coding region runs from base 1 to 612 and encodes 203 amino acids. The record is from RefSeq and is a predicted model, not a curated record. The transcript is spliced from 2 exons.
AUGGCUGAUCCUACAGUAAUUGAACUGAAAAAAAAAUUAGACCAUGCGCAACAGACUUAUGAUACACAUAUGAGUAAUUACAAGCAAUGGCUUGAUGAAAACAAGGGUUUACAAGGAAGUGACGUUUAUGUGCAGUAUUGUCAAAACGUAGAAAAAUGGGAAAAAGAUAUUCUUGAAAAAAUUGUACAAAUUACUAAAAGUUAUGAACAAGCAUUAACUAAAUCAUUUUCAGCAAGAGCUGCAGAGAUGACAGCUGUUCCAUCUGCAGCUGAAAUUGAUAUAGAAUUAAGAAAUUUAGUACAUACUAUCAAACCCAUGGAUUUUAUGAUGGCUAUUAUUAAUUACGGUCACGCAGAUCCAUUAUUUUUAAAUCAUGUUGUUCAAAUUGUAAAUGCUGUAGAUGCACAAAGGAACAGGAAAAUGGGAGAAUCACAAAAGCAACAUCCACUUGUUAAUGGUGUCUUUUUUUCACCAUCAAAUGAAGGUUAUUCCACUCAAAAUGUUGGUUAUCGUGUUGAACCUCCUAUUAAAAAGCCAACAUACACUCCAGCACCACAAAAGCAAUAUACUAUGGGAAAUAUAAUGCCAUUUUCUGAUUUUAGUCAUCACUAA